Molecule: messenger RNA, 348 nt
Organism: Suillus subaureus
Lineage: Eukaryota; Fungi; Basidiomycota; Agaricomycetes; Boletales; Suillaceae
Exons: 2
Source: RefSeq, a predicted model, not a curated record
CACAAAUACUGUCAAGCCGGUAUUUUCCAAUGCACAUGGUGCAAUUGAUAGGCUCAGGGCACCACCCGAGCUCGGUGAUCAACCAAAGAGUCCCGCUUGGCACCCUCUCAAACUCCUUCACAAUGUAUUUCAAAGACUCCAUGGCAGAGUCUAUGCGGCGUCGUAGACUACAGCGGCAUUUUUGAUGCUGAAUGUCGCCAUCCCCUCUCGCGAUGCAUGGAGAGCACACGUGUUGUGAUUCUCGGGAGCCUAAGACAAGUCCCCAACAUGAUCGGACAAAUGCUUGACUCAACGGUCUUACUGGUGUUGGAAAAACGUCAAUGGCGUUCACCAUUGCUGAGGAGAUGA